ACGUAGCUAGAGAAGUCGUCCAUGGCAUCGAAAUUUUUUGCACAAAUCCCCGCUGCCACGUGAUCCUGGAACCUCCUUUUACCCUUUUUUUUAUUCCCCCAACCGCCCUAAAGCUAGUUUGUAGCGAGUUUGCAACUACUACCAAGUAAGCUCCUCUUCUCUCUCUCUCUCUCUCUCUCUCUCUUCAUUUUCCCUGCAUCUGUUUGCACCGCCGCUGUUCGACAUUUGGCGGAGCUCCGGCCCUCCAACCCAAGAAUCUAUCAGAUGGGUUUUGCUCCUCUUGGGGUUGGAACUUAAGGGAUGUGAGAUUGGAAGUGAGAGAGUGUUGAGAUUGUCGAGAUCAUGGCAGGGGUUGAAGGAAGGUUGUGUGAGGAAUUUUCACCUGCAUAUUAUGGGCUCUGCACUGUUGGGGGAAUGCUCAGUGCUGGCGCUACCCAUCUCGCAAUCACGCCUCUCGAUGUCUUGAAAGUUAAUAUGCAGGUAAAUCCAAUUAAAUAUAACAGGAUGGGUACAGGGUUUUCCACUCUUUGGAAAGAACAAGGCCCUUCUUCUCUUUGGAGAGGUUGGUCUGGAAAGCUUUUUGGAUAUGGUUUUCAGGGUGGCUGCAGAUUUGGUCUCUACGAAUACUUUAAGAAGCUUUACUCGGAUGCAUUGAUAGAUCAAAACAAGAGUACCAUCUUCUUCCUCAGCAGUGCAUCUGCUCAAGUAUUUGCUGAUGUGGCUCUCUGUCCUUUUGAAGCCGUCAAAGUCCGAGUUCAAACACAGCCCUACUUUGCAAAGGGCUUAGUUGAUGGGUUUCCAAAGCUAUACUCAACGGAAGGGAUAUCUGGCUUUUACAGAGGAAUUUUACCACUUUGGGGUCGAAAUCUUCCAUUCACGGUGAUAAUGUUCACGACGUUUGAGCACUCAGUGGAUCUGAUUUAUCGCAACAUUAUGCAAAGGAGAAAAGAGGAUUGUUCAAGAGCCCAACAGCUUGGUGUGACAUGUUUAGCGGCCUAUGCAGCAGGAGCUGUUGGUACUGUGGUCUCCAACCCCGCAGAUAACAUUGUUUCCACUCUUUACAAUAAAAAGGCUGCCAAUGUGAUGCAGGCUGUGAAGAACAUUGGCCUUGUUAAUCUAUUUACUCGAAGUCUUCCUGUGCGAAUUACACUUGUCGGCCCUGUUGUUACCUUGCAGUGGUUUUUCUAUGACAGCAUCAAAGUUCUUUGUGGACUGCCAUCUAGUGGAGGGCUUUCCAGGCGUCUUGAAGAAGCUAACAUAUCAUCUGAAUAACAUAGAUUAGAUAAAGAACAGUUGAAUCGGAUCAAUUUCUUUGAGGAUGAGGGGAAGUCACCCUUAGGGCCAGAAAAUACUAUCGUUUGUCUCUGGCUUUUCGGCUUUGAUCCUUCGUUAGGCUACGGUAAAUAUAGUCGUUGAUCGGCAGUCUAGCUUCGUGGAACGUUAUGAUUUUGGGUAUAUAAGAUGUAAAUAGAUUGUGCUGCAUGCUUUUAUGUUAACGUGCAGCAGCAAUUAUAAAGUAUGAGCUUUGCCUUGGAAGACAUUUUGUAUACUUCAAAUGUUAUGUUAGUAGGGGUUUCAUGA
Messenger RNA from Pyrus x bretschneideri (Chinese white pear), 1581 nucleotides. RefSeq names its product mitochondrial phosphate carrier protein 1, mitochondrial. Lineage: Eukaryota; Viridiplantae; Streptophyta; Magnoliopsida; Rosales; Rosaceae. The record is from RefSeq and is a predicted model, not a curated record. Gene Ontology annotation, molecular function: phosphate transmembrane transporter activity. Gene Ontology annotation, biological process: mitochondrial phosphate ion transmembrane transport. The coding region runs from base 343 to 1272 and encodes 309 amino acids. Gene Ontology annotation, cellular component: mitochondrial inner membrane. The transcript has 6 exons.